Babesia microti strain RI is the source of this 1692-nucleotide messenger RNA. RefSeq names its product conserved Plasmodium protein, unknown function. The transcript is spliced from 2 exons. Bases 1 to 1692 code for a protein of 563 amino acids. The record is from RefSeq and is a predicted model, not a curated record. NCBI's taxonomy places the organism in Eukaryota, Apicomplexa, Aconoidasida, Piroplasmida, Babesiidae.
AUGAGGGUACCUUAUUUCGCGGAAUUGUCAUUACCACGGUGCAUGAGGGAGAAGAAGUUCCAUGCACAAAUUGUAAACAAAAUUCCCUUUGACAUGGUUGACGCGUGGAAAGAGCGUGUAGCGCAGUUAUCAGCUUCUAGAACCAAAUUUAUUCCCAUGGAAUUCACUGAAAUUAUUGACCGUACAUCGACAGAUGAGAAAGAUGCCUGUCUAUCUAGUUUGCUACAGUAUAGUAUCCAAAAUAAGAUUAAUACAUCAACUAAUGAUGCAAGAAAAUUGAGUGAUUUUGUAGAAAUUGCGAAUGAAUUGAUGCCAAAAUGGACAGCUGCAGAGGCAGGGAUGAUUCUCCGUUGUUUAAUCAAGCUUCGCUAUAUGGAUGCUACUAUUUACAAUAAUUUAUUACAACGAAUUGCAUGUAAACGACAGCAAUUUAGCGUCCAUGCCAGCAUAGUUGCCCUUGACGUUAUAUCCACAGAAACUCGAUUUGAGAGCUUUAUGCUCCCAGUUAUUGAGAAGAUCAGGGCAAAUGUUAGUGCCACUAGGGACACUAUUGAAAUUGCCAAAUUGGCACUUGGCUUAUCAAACUUCUUAAAUAUAUCAAAAAAUGGAGUUAUCAUUGAAAUUAUCAAGGGGUUAUUAGCAAAGGCUACAAAUGACAAACAAUUAGUAGAUUUGGACAUCCGUACACUUUCUGUGUUUGCUACAGUUAUGUCAAGGACGUUAUUGCUCAGCACCAAAUUAAUGCAGAUUAUUUACAUGAAAAUAGAUAAUGAUUGCGAUAAUUUAACAUUGGAUAACUGCGCCGUAUUUGCUAACUGCAUAUCCCAACUUGGCCAUGCUAGAGCGGCUGGUACGAUAAGUUAUUUCGAGCUGCUGGGCGAUGCGGCGGCAAAACUCGAGUCACAAAUGAAUGGCCGACUGGCCGCAGUUCUAAUAAACGCAUUUGCAAAGGCACAUGUUUUGCAUCAGGACUUAUUUACGAUAAUUUCAAAAAAGUUGUUCGAGAUUUGCCCUCAAUUUGAUACCCGUCAAACUGCAAUGAUAGCUCAUGCCUUUGCUAAGUUGGGUCAUUUGCACAAUAUACACGUCAUUUGGGAUUUAAUUGGUGAUAUGAGUGGGUAUAAUUGGCAGGAAUUGGCCAUGAUAUUAUACGCCUAUACUAAAUCUGGGGGGAUCAAUGUUAACUUUAUAAACAAUAUUUGUAAAGCCAUGUGCAAACAAUUUUACAAUACAGUACACAGUCCAACGGGAUUGGUGAGCACAUCUUACUCUUUGUAUAAAUCUAGGAGCGUUGGCAUUGCUGCUGAAUGUGACAAAUUGUUUGUUAUGAUAUCGCAAAAGGCUGUGACAAUGCUAAAUAGGUUUAAAUCUACUGAGUUGGCCAAUCUAUGCCUAUCCCUCACUGCAUCUAACCCAUCGACUAGCAUCUUAAUGCCUAAACUAAAGACACUCGUGCUAAAUGACGUUGAUGGUGAUUCGAUUUUCAAGAUUGUAAAAUUUUGUUGUGAAGCAAUAAACUUGAAUGUUAGUGAUUCAUCUGCGGAUGUGGAAUGGUGUGCUAGGUUGGUUAAAAACAACGUGCAUAGACUAGCAAGCUUGCCAAUUUCUCAUAGGAAAUUGCUUAAGUCUAACCUUUCAAAGUUGGGUAUUUUUGACAGGGAUCUAGACUGUAUCAUAAUCUCCAAUCAGUGA